AGCAGCAGCCAGCGCGAGUCACAUCGUUUGACUUAAUCCUGUGCAAUAGUGGCGUCUAUGCCUUCGUUCUAAAUACAUAUGCACUUUCAGAAGAAACUUCUUGAUGGUUGUUAUCACGAUGCAAUUGUAAACGGUACCAGUGCCUGACUCGUUACCAACAGUGACUGAGACUGAUCCAGGCUUCUACACAGCCCACGAGGAUGCUGUUUGUGCAGCGAACACUAAGUGGUGGGAGGAUGCUGUAGGCAUUAUGCACUGAGAUUAUAUGAAUGAGUAGCACUCAAGACAACAUAAAACGAGAUUAUCUUGAAGAGGAUGGAAACAUGCACAGAGCUCCCAAACUGGACUGAGAAAGAAGAAAACUUUAAAAAGUAAAAAAGACGAGCAAUUGCAUGUUUUUCAGAAGAUCAUCUUGUGAGCAUCUAUUUCUAAACGUACCUAACUGCUUCACUUCUCAAAAACAGGUAACAGCUAGAUAUCACACAAGAGAAGCGGACUUAGAGACACAUUUCGCUGUGAACAUCCUGGCGGUUUUAAGGAACGUUUCUUCUCCUUACCUCUGUGCUACGGGUCUCCAUCAGAAACGCGAAAGCGGAAAACAGCUUAUCGCAUAUAUCUAAUAUACUAUUUUUUACGCUAGAGGGUCGAUAAACAACAUACAUUUUUGUAAGUAAAAAGACAAAUCCAUAAAGCGACGCUGAAACUUGAACGUGUCCCUCAUUGGAGAGAACGCAGUGACAUAACGUCGUUCUCAACAGUCAAAUGAGACUGACUCGAUCACAUCAGGUGAAUCAUUUCUCAAAGAGAGGGACAAGUCUAGAGUUGAUCUCACAUGCCAAUCCACAAUAAUGCGUACAGAAAUUCAAGCAAGUGGCUGUAUAUGUCAAACAACCUCUGGAUUGUCAUAUAUUUGCAGCACCUGUCCCUCUGAACACCGCCAGUAGCUGCCCCAUCACCAGACCCAACCCUCCCCCGUUCUAAGCUGCCCCCCAACUCCAACUACUGACUGCUCGUUGCCAUGGAGAACCUGAGCGAGCUUCAGAACCCGCUCCUGGACAAGAACAGCAAGCAUGUCGUCAACGGUUAUGGCGGGGACUUCCCUAACAACCAGUACCAUGAGAACAUCAUCAACUACUUUGUCACCGGCGGCAACGGCGGUGUAGGAGGAGGAGGCGGCGGCGGCAACGGCAACGCCCAUAAUGGGACGGUGGCCCACGCAGGGCAAAACGACAGCAACGGCAAAACAAAAGCUCAGCAGCUCCUGGACGCCACCUCCCUCCAUCUGGCCGUGGAGGCUUUCUACAGGCCUAACUUCAUCCUCUACAAGGAGGACGGGGGUGGCAGUGGUGGGGUCAGGGCCAAGGAUUAUAAGAGCGAGUGCUGCGAGACCACCUUCACAGAGAAGAAGGAGAAGGAGGCGGCGGACGGCCCCGGCAACACAGAGGGGCCUCCGGCCACGCUGCCAGAGGACGGAGACAACGUGAAAAUACAGACGGUGUCCUACGAGGUGGAGGAAGAGGAGUACGUGGAGUAUGAGACAGACUGCUCCAGCGACAGUGAGAGCGAGGACAACUUCAUCGUGGUGCCUCCUCGAGAUCACCUGGGCCUGGCCAUCUUCUCCAUGUUGUGCUGCUUCUGGCCCCUUGGCAUCGCCGCCUUCUACUUCUCACAGGGGACCAGCAAGGCGGUGACAAAGGGGGACUUCCCGCUGGCAAAUAUUGCAUCCCGGAGGGCCCUGUUCCUGGCAGCUCUCUCCAUCACCAUCGGGACAGGCGUGUAUGUUGGCGUGGUUGUGGCCCUAAUCGCCUACCUCUCCAAGCCAGGACACAUAUAGUAACACCUGGCUACCCGGACCGGACAGCUCAGGGAAAGUCAGGAGAACAAAGAGCUGUCUGUUCUGGGGAAUGGAACAGUGCCACUGCGAUUUUUUUUUUUGGG
This is a messenger RNA of Esox lucius (northern pike), 1938 nucleotides long. It is a transcript of the gene syndig1l, whose product is annotated as synapse differentiation inducing 1-like. Gene Ontology annotation, cellular component: intracellular membrane-bounded organelle; membrane. The record is from RefSeq and is a predicted model, not a curated record. The transcript is spliced from 4 exons. NCBI's taxonomy places the organism in Eukaryota, Metazoa, Chordata, Actinopteri, Esociformes, Esocidae. The coding region runs from base 1019 to 1834 and encodes 271 amino acids.